AUGGCUUUGCCUGAUGCGGAUAACCAGACGAAGCCCAAGGGAGUGCACCUUGAGGUGACCCCGAACGAGACGAGCGAGUCCAAACAUGGUGAUAACGGCAUCGUGGAUGUCGCUAAAUCCAAGUUUGACGAUCUCUCAGUUGGGCAGACACUUUGGACCUUCCGCCGUGUUGUACUCGUCUCACUUGCCGUGUAUACUGGAUUCGUCUGUGAAGGUUUUGAACUCAAAAUCGGAAACAACAUUCUGGCUAACAAGGGGUUCAUCAAACAAUUUGGAAGCCGGGGUGGCCAGGGCGUGGAAGCACUCGACCCUACCUGGGUCUCUACGUGGACUUCACUUCUUAACGUCGGUCAAAUCAUUACAUUCCUCUACAUUCCAUGGUACUCUGAUAGAUUCGGGCGGAAGGCUUGCUUCUAUCUCUCCUGGUUAUGGCUUGCCGUGGGCUGCGUCUUCCUCAAUGUGGCCAAGACUCCUGCUGUUUGGGCCCUCGGAAAGCUUUGCAACGGUGCAGGUGUUGGAAUUCUUCAAGUGACCUGUCAGAUCUACGUGAUGGAGAUUUGUCCGAAUAAAAUUCGAGGUGGAAUGAUCACCUUCCAAGCUGUUUGGAGUAACAUCGGUAACAUCACCUGUAACGUGAUGAUGCAGGAGCUUAACAGGAGGUGGCCUCUCAACUACACGCUGCCCCUACGCAUUCUGAUUGCUCCUGUGGUCUUGAUGAUGUUCUUCUGGGCAUUCGUCCCCGAAUCUCCUUGGCAUCAUACUCGCCGUGGCAACAAGGAGAAGGCCAUGAAGUCUCUGCGACAGCUAUACGGCGGCGUAGAGGGCUACGACUUCGAGCAGGAGUAUGACAUCAUUGCUAAGACAAUCCAGCACGAGAGGGAAUUCAUGGCAGAAGAACCCGGCUUUCUACAUGUCUUUAAGGGUGUGAACUUGAAGCGAACUCUGACGGUUAUGCUGCUCUCUGUCUGCUCACAAUUUGGCGGUCUCUCCGUCGUCCUGAGCUACUCGACUUACUUCUUUGACCUCGCUGGCGUUUCCGACCCGUUCCUUGGUACUCUGAUCCUCUCGGUGGCUGACGUUAGAAUGCUCACAUCGCCUAGCUGUUGCAACCUCCUCGCUGUCUUCCUAUGGUCCAUGACCACGGACACUUUCGGCCGCCGUAACUUCAUCAACGUUUGCGAAACUGCGACUUGUUGCUUCCUUUUCAUCACAGGUUCUCUGUGGUGGGCAGGAGCUACGUCAGGAAAUGUGCCUGCCAGCAAUGCUCUUCAUAGUUAUGCCACACCGCGUAUGCUUCUAGCGUUAAACAUCAAGGCGUGCUUCAUCUUCGGAGCGCUAUCUGUGCCAUGCUGUAUCCUCAUGUGGCUCUACGUUCCAGAGACUAAGGGACGUUCGACUGCUGAGAUUGAUGAGCUUUACGAGCGUAGGAUUCCAGCCUGGAAGUGGUCCAAGACGAGGACGUCGGUGGAGGAUCAUUCCCUUACUCUCUUGACAGAGAAAGAGUAA
Clonostachys byssicola is the source of this 1506-nucleotide messenger RNA. The record is from the annotation of a GenBank genome assembly. NCBI's taxonomy places the organism in Eukaryota, Fungi, Ascomycota, Sordariomycetes, Hypocreales, Bionectriaceae.